AGUGAUCGUGCCCCCCAAAAAAGUGAGUCAGCACAACCUACACAAGGGGGAGGGAGCACUAGAAUGAUGAAGUCCGUAGUUGCCAAGAGAAUGAGGCUCAAUAAUAGCUCAAGUAGUUACAGUAGGGGCAUUAGGACAGAAUUAGACAAGUACUUGGCUGAAGAGUGUGAAGAUGAAGUAAAAGUUUUUGAUAUUCUUGCUUGGUGGAAAGGGCAGUCCUCUAGAUUUCCCAUACUAUCUAGAUUGGCCCGUGAUGUGCUGGCCAUUCCAAUUUCAACAGUUGCAAGUGAAUCUGCAUUUAGCACAAGUGGGCGUAUACUAGAUGAUUUUAGAACUUCCCUCACUCCAUUUAUGGUCGAAGCUCUUGUAUGCACAAAUGAUUGGGUUAGGAGGGCUACACCAAUCAAUGUUGCUGAGAAUACUGAAGAGUUGGCUAAGCUAGAAGAAGAGCUGAUACAUGAGUUUAAGGAUAAAGAAAUAAAUGAAAACAAUGCUUCCAAGUCACAGGUUCUAGGAAGCAAGAACAAGAGCAAGGCCACCACCACUAGCACUAAGACGAAAUCACAUUCUAAGCAAUCUUCAAAAACAAGCAAAAGCAAACCGUCCAACUCAAAGGCUAUAUGAUU
Zea mays is the source of this 626-nucleotide messenger RNA. Its product is annotated as zinc finger BED domain-containing protein DAYSLEEPER-like. The record is from RefSeq and is a predicted model, not a curated record. Bases 64 to 624 code for a protein of 186 amino acids. Gene Ontology annotation, molecular function: protein dimerization activity. The transcript is spliced from 2 exons. NCBI's taxonomy places the organism in Eukaryota, Viridiplantae, Streptophyta, Magnoliopsida, Poales, Poaceae.